Messenger RNA from Camponotus floridanus (Florida carpenter ant), 804 nucleotides. RefSeq lists its product as uncharacterized. The coding region runs from base 1 to 804 and encodes 267 amino acids. The transcript has a single exon. The record is from RefSeq and is a predicted model, not a curated record. Lineage: Eukaryota; Metazoa; Arthropoda; Insecta; Hymenoptera; Formicidae.
AUGGACGCGCAAAUCAAGAGGCAAUUGACCACAGCCGGUUACAUUGAACGCUUUUGGGAAAAUCUUCUCAAGGCCGGAAAAGAAAAAUUAACUCGUGCACAUUUGACGGCACAUCUUGAACUUUUAGAGUCAUAUUGGUCAAAAUUCUUCAAGAUUCACAACGAAUUGCUAGUCAUGGAGAGGAUAGAAACCACUGAGUACAUGAAGCAAGAUUUGUACUCCAAGACAGAAGAAAGUUAUAUUUCCACGAAAACCACAAUCACUGCAUACUUGCAGAACGUUAAACCGGUCAGUUCUCCGGGAUCCAGUGAAGCAAGCACGGUCCUCCGUCAAAUUCAAUUACCAAAGAUAAAUCUGCCCACUUUCAAUGGCGAUCAGCUGGCAUGGGAUAGCUUCAGAGACCAGUUCAUGUCGCUGGUUCACGAGGUCGAUGGACUCGCUCCCAUUCAAAAGCUGCAAUACUUAAGGUCCAGCCUCACUGGUGAGGCCGCUGCAGUUGUGUCCGGUAUUGAGAUGACAGCCAACGGUUAUGUAUCGGCGUGGGACGAGCUAGUGACACGCUACGACAAUAAACGAGUUCUUUUAUCGAGUCAUAUGCGCGCCCUAAUUUCUUGUGCUCCGAUUACAAAGGCCGCCGAAAUAAACAGGCUCGUCAGUGCCGUCAAUCAGGCAGCUCCCUCUUUCAAAGCUUUAAAGCGCCCGGUAGAGCACUGGGACGACUGGUUUGUACAUAUCUUAGUGGAAAAAUUGGAUUCAUCUUCGCGUCUUCUCUGGGAAUCGUCACAAAAAUCUAGACCGAUGUGA